AUGGAGGAGGAUGUGAUCCCUUCUCUGAGAGCAACUCUUGAGACUCAAGAUGACAUCACUGAACUCGAACUAUCUUUUGAAGACAACAGAUUGGAAGGCUCCUUUCUAAAGAAGGGCACUCCUUAUUCAUUUUGGGCUUUCUUCCCUAAUGGAGUCCUCACAGGCGCAAAAGGGUUUUCUCUAUCAUCCUAUGGUUCGGAAGUCAGCACAGUUGAGCCUUUUCUGAUCGAUGAGAAGAAAAUUACGGAAAAACACAUAGUAUUUUGGGUGGAGAAACGCUUGGCAGCUCAAGGAAUCAUUCCUGUGUGGAAACGAUAG
Dovyalis caffra is the source of this 318-nucleotide messenger RNA. NCBI's taxonomy places the organism in Eukaryota, Viridiplantae, Streptophyta, Magnoliopsida, Malpighiales, Salicaceae. The record is from the annotation of a GenBank genome assembly.